Molecule: messenger RNA, 4841 nt
Organism: Cavia porcellus (domestic guinea pig)
Lineage: Eukaryota; Metazoa; Chordata; Mammalia; Rodentia; Caviidae
Gene: Slc11a2
Product: solute carrier family 11 member 2
Exons: 17
Coding region: 517-2223 (568 amino acids)
Biological process (GO): response to hypoxia; iron import into cell; multicellular organismal-level iron ion homeostasis
Cellular component (GO): cell surface; recycling endosome; early endosome
Molecular function (GO): manganese ion transmembrane transporter activity; lead ion transmembrane transporter activity; cobalt ion transmembrane transporter activity
Source: RefSeq, a predicted model, not a curated record
GCGCGGUGCAGUGCUGCGCGACGAGGCGCGGACCGCGAGGGCCUGUGGCGCCAGGCGCGGGUCGAGGGGACUGAAGAAGCCGCUUUACUCAAAGGAAGACAGAACGGAGGGCGCCGGGAAACAAGGGCAGAGAGUGGGCUCUGGGGCCACCGUGCCUCGCGUCUUUCCCAUAGCGGCCUAGGAAAAAUAGCCCAUCGCGGGCUGGACUUGUCAGGUCCAUGGUCCAGAGUGCGUGGACGCGCUGCGAGGCUGCGGCACAGGACAAGGUCUCGCGCUCCCCUUCGUGAUUGCCGAGCCUCGGGAGCGAAUUCGUGCUCUCCCGCCGCCCAUUGCACCAAAAUGCUCUUGGAAGUCCCGCUGCCCCCAGAGCCCUGUCAGGGGACCGGCCGGGCCGGCCCGUAUUGUGUGCAGCUCCCGGAUCCGGCUGCGUACCGGGAUUUAGAAGGGUGUUUGUGUAGGGACACGUUGCACAAGACAUAAUCGUAUUCUAAGAAAGAGGGCCCUCCGGUAUCCACCAUGGUGUUGGGUCCUGAACAAAAGAUGUCAAAUGAAAAUUCUUCUGGAGAUCAUGGAGACUCUGCCAGUCUUGAUGCCAUCAGCUCUACCUGCAGUAACUCCUCCUUUCCACAGUCCACCGGGCAAGCAGAGGAGCCUUUUGCCACCUACUUUGAUGAGAAGAUUGCCAUUCCUGAGGAGGAGUACUCUUGUUUCAGCUUUCGUAAACUCUGGGCAUUCACGGGACCAGGCUUUCUCAUGAGCAUCGCUUAUCUGGAUCCAGGAAACAUAGAGUCCGAUUUGCAGUCUGGAGCAGUGGCUGGAUUUAAGUUGCUCUGGGUCCUUCUGUUGGCCACCAUCGCGGGGCUGCUGCUCCAGCGCCUUGCAGCCAGACUGGGAGUGGUCACCGGGCUGCACCUUGCUGAAGUGUGUCACCGUCAGUAUCCCAAGGUCCCACGAAUCAUCCUGUGGCUGAUGGUGGAGUUGGCUAUCAUUGGCUCAGACAUGCAGGAAGUCAUUGGCUCAGCCAUCGCCAUCAAUCUCCUAUCAGUAGGAAGGGUCCCUUUAUGGGGUGGAGUUCUCAUCACUGUUGCAGAUACAUUUGUAUUUCUCUUCUUGGACAAAUACGGCUUGCGGAAGCUAGAAGCAUUUUUUGGCUUUCUCAUCACUGUGAUGGCCAUCACAUUUGGAUAUGAGUAUAUUACAGUGCAACCCAACCAGAGCCAGGUUCUCAGGGGCUUGUUCGUGCCAUCUUGCCCUGGCUGUCACACCCCACAGAUUGAGCAGGCUGUAGGCAUCGUGGGAGCUGUCAUCAUGCCACACAACAUGUACUUACAUUCUGCCUUAGUCAAGUCUAGACAGGUAAACCGGGCCAAUAAGCAAGAAGUUCGAGAAGCCAACAAGUACUUUUUUAUUGAAUCCUGCAUUGCCCUUUUUGUAUCCUUCAUCAUCAACGUCUUUGUCGUCUCAGUCUUUGCUGAAGCAUUUUUUGAGAAAACCAACCAGCAGGUGGUGGAUGUCUGUACAAAUAGCAGCAGUCCCUAUGCUGGCCUCUUUCCUGCAGAUAACUCAACCCUGGCUGUGGACAUCUACAAAGGGGGUGUUGUGCUGGGUUGUUACUUUGGGCCUGCCACACUCUACAUCUGGGCAGUGGGGAUCCUGGCUGCAGGACAGAGCUCCACUAUGACAGGAACCUAUUCUGGCCAGUUUGUCAUGGAGGGAUUCCUGAACCUAAGAUGGUCCCGAUUUGCCCGAGUGAUUCUGACUCGCUCUAUUGCCAUCAUUCCCACCCUGCUUGUUGCUAUCUUCCAAGAUGUAGAGCAUCUAACAGGGAUGAAUGACUUCUUAAAUGUUCUCCAGAGCUUGCAGCUUCCCUUUGCCCUCAUACCCAUCCUCACAUUCACAAGCUUGCGGCCAGUGAUGAAUGAGUUUUCCAAUGGAAUAGGCUGGAGGAUUGCAGGUGGGCUCUUGGUCCUUAUCGUCUGUUCCAUCAACAUGUACUUUGUAGUAGUUUAUGUCCAGGAACUAGGACAUCUAGUCUUAUAUGUGGUAGCUGCCGUGAUCAGUGUGGCUUACCUGAGCUUUGUGUUCUACUUGGGUUGGCAGUGUUUGAUUGCACUGGGCUUGUCCUUCCUGGACUGUGGGCACACGUAUCACCUGGGGUUGACAGCUCAGCCUGAGCUCUAUCUUCUCAACACCGUGGAUGCUGACUCACUCGUGUCUAGAUGACUGAAGUCCGCCUGAGAUACUGUCCAAGAACUGCUCUGUCUGUGCCCCUUUGUGCCAUGUGUCUGUUAACAUCUCUGUUAGUUCAGAGGUGAGUUUUGUUCAAACAUUUUGAACAAAAGAUGAAGAUUUCCUCGUGGGAAUUGUGUUACAAGCUGACAUCUCAAAGUGUAGGGCAGAGACCCACCUACCUCACAGCAGCCAUAGCGCAGCAGAGUUAAAUGAUUGGCCUGUGAUAGCGACACACCCUAUGGGCUGUAUCUUCUAAGAUUUAGAAACUAUGGAUGUAGUUAGGUACAUCUGAGCAUAUCAGUUAGGUGGAAUUUUAAGAUUAUCUAAAAGUAGUAGAUCUUUUGUAUUUUUUUAAAUAUAUUUUUCAGGAAAGUCUGAUAUUUAUUCUGUUUGGGUCACAACUGAGAAAAGAAAGGGAAUAAUGCUUUUUUUCAUAGUGAACCGGUCAAACUGAUUGUCUUUAAAGUGAUUCUUUACUUUGUUCAUCAUCAACAGGAUUAGAUACUUAGUAACUACUGAUAUUAGCACAUCAUUUCUAAAGAAAAGAUUUCAUCUAUCUGGUGAUCAUGUUUCAUUCUGGCCAUCAGCCUGCUGUGUAGUCACUAUCUUCAUUGUCACUUUUUUCAGAAUUGUUUUCUGGCUGUGAUGGUCUUCCUUUACCAUUGUAAUAUAUAGUAAUAAGAUUCAGAAACUAUAUUUUAAUCAAGGAUUAGUUUUCCAUGCUGCAGUGUAUUGGCCAAUUCUGAUGUUCAAAUUGAGGGGGAAAAAAGAAGAAACUAAUGAUGUUUAACUGUGUUAAAUCCUAAUGCAAGGCAAUAGAGAUAUUAAUCUCUAGAGUCAGUAUAAUUCUACAGUGUCUUUCUAUCUACUUUUCCCAUUAUCACUCCAAAUAUCAUUUCUAGGUCCUUGGUCUAUUUCUAGGAAUAGCUAAUAUUUAUAUUAUUGAGUCUCCUAGGAAAUGCUAAGCAUUUCACUUUAAGAUAUUUAUGCCAAGUAGUGUGAGGUUAAUACUAGUCCAGGACAUAGAUUGGCCCACGUAUUGUACCUUCCUAUAGAAUUUUUUUAAACUCCUGUUCCUAAUCAUGAAUUUUUUACCUUAAAAUUUUGUGAUAAAAAUAGUUCAUAUCUAAAAAUAAAGUUUUGGGCUGAGGAUAUAGUCCAGUGGCACAGCACCUGCCUGGUGAGUGGGUCCUGAGUUUGAGUCCCAGUACCAAAAGUAAAUAAAUAAAAAUAUAGUUUUAAGGGCUGGGGAUUUAGCUCAGUGGCAUACGCGCCUGCUUUACAAGCACCAGGUCAUGAGUUCAAUCUCCUGGAUACCAAAAAAUAUACAUGUAUAUCUAUGGUUUCAAGAUAAGGGUAUAGUUCUUGUCUGGUAUACAGAAGGCCUCUGGCCCUGUCCCCAAGACUGGGAGGGAAAGAAAGUAAGAAGUUUUAAUGUAAUUAUCUGAUUGAAAAGUGAGAUUGACAACACUGAACUAACAUUCCUGCAUGGAACUGCAUUUGGCUGGAAAGGAAUGGCAGCUAUCCAUUUUCAGUGCUGUAUACUGCAGGGUGCUGUACUCCCCAUCAUGUCACUCCUUUCCUGACAGGUCCCACAGUUUUUGUGUGACAUUAAAUACUCCACUUCUCAUUCAACAUUAAAUACACGACCUCUCUGCCCUCUUUUAAAAUUUAUUACCUUUUAAUAAGACCCUUCCUUUUUUCUUUGGUGGAUCUUGGGAUUGAACCCAGGGCCUUGGGCAUGCUAACAAAUGCUCUAUCCCUCUACAGUGUGAGACUUUUAUCUUUAAAUCUAGACACUGCCUAGCUUCAUUUCUAAUGGUUUGACCCUCUAAAUGACAGGGAAUUUUCUAAAAUGAAACUUUAAAAUUCCUUCAUUUCAAUUUCAGGUGCUCUUGAGACUAGGUAAGAGUAGCAGUUCUGCACCCUAGGUUAGGGUCCUUCUGAUAUUAAAAUAGAGGGCAAAUUAGCAUCAUUUACAAGUGCUCACUUGAAAACUUGAAGUUUCACUGUUCUGAUAGUAACUAAAUAAGUUUCAUAUAGUAACUCUAGGUAACCAGUUUGUUAGAUUUCCCACUCUCCCUUGGCAAUUCCAUUUUUCAUUUAUUAUCAAAGAAUGUUGGCGAAAGGUUAAAACAGUGGGGAAAUCCUAUUUACAACUGAUAAGAGAAUCAGGUGAUUGGUUAAACUGAAGUACUGGAAGAUUUCUGUAGCUCUUUUCUUUUUAAUGUAUGUUACUGGGAACAGAAUUGAGUUUUAAAAAGUUUACAAGUAUUCUCCAAGAACACUCAACUCCUGUAAUCAGAAAAUAUGAUGAUAAACUGCAUCACACUAAAACCAGUAGAGGAGAUUGAUAUUUAAAGAAUGAAUUGUGGGUGAGCAUUUUUACAAAAUUAAGAAUAUUUAAUCAUUCUCUAAUUUGUGUUAUACGAAUCUCAAUAUCUAUGUGACAUGUACUUAUGCAUUGUAUUGGUUUUAUUUCAUCGUAAUGAAAUACAUGAGGUGGAUUAUUUUACAAAGUAAAGCUGUUUAUUUAGCUCACAAUUCUGGAAGUGCAAAGGCAGGGUGCUGACUUUUGCUCAAUCUAAUAAAGGACUUUGGCUGUGUCA